Messenger RNA from Penicillium cinerascens, 1764 nucleotides. Its product is annotated as putative MFS transporter. Gene Ontology annotation, molecular function: transmembrane transporter activity. The record is from RefSeq and is a predicted model, not a curated record. Gene Ontology annotation, biological process: transmembrane transport. The coding region runs from base 1 to 1764 and encodes 587 amino acids. Lineage: Eukaryota; Fungi; Ascomycota; Eurotiomycetes; Eurotiales; Aspergillaceae. The transcript has 3 exons.
AUGAAUCGACAACGUGAGGCCGAAAAGGCUCUUCACGACCAGACCAAUAUCCUACCGUUCGCACAAUUGAUGGUGGUGUUUACUGGCCUAGCAAUCUCACUGCUGAUCACUAUGGUUGAUCAAAAUGGAAUCAGUGUCACAUUACCCACGAUUGCCCGCGAUCUUGGAGCCCAAGAUACCAUCUCCUGGGCUGGUACAUCGUCCCUGAUCGCUAAUACAAUGUUUACGGUACUCUACGGCCGAUUAUCAGAUAUUUUCGGUCGGAAAAUCGUCUACAUUUCAGCUCUGUGCUUACUGUGCGUUGCCGAUUUGCUCUGCGGCCUCUCCCAAAGCCCGGCCAUGUUCUACGUAUUCCGCGGCCUGGCCGGUGUGGCCGGUGGCGGCGUCACAUCUUUAACGAUGAUCAUCGUCUCAGAUAUCGUCACACUCGAAAAGCGUGGCAAGUACCAGGGCAUUCUCGGUGCAUCUCUCGGCUUGGGAAAUAUUAUCGGUCCGUUCCUGGCUUCUGCAUUUAUCAUGCGGUCAACGUGGCGAGGCUUCUUCUGGCUGAUCUCGCCCUUGGCUGCAUGCUCUGCCGUCGUGGGAUACUUCCUUAUCCCGAAUAAUGCUCGCAAGGAGGGAUUUCGAAAUAAUAUACGCCGGAUUGAUUGGUUCGGCUCGCUGGCUUCCUCUAUUGGAAUCAUCUUCAUUUUGAUUCCCAUUUCUGGAGGCGGGUCGUAUUUCACGUGGGAUUCUCCGAUGGUGAUUAGUAUGCUUGUCAUUGGAGGAUGUUCCUUCAUUGCCUUCUUUUUCAUCGAGUGGAAGGUGGCUGCUCUUCCAAUGCUUCCAAUCCAUUUUUUCAAGAACAAGGUGAUCUCGGCAUUGUUCCUGCAGAGUUUUCUCCUGGGAGCUGUUUACCAGUCCUAUCUCUACUACCUGCCGCUUUACUACCAGAAUGGGCGUGGCUGGUCGCCCGUCGUCUCCGCAUCGUUAACUGCUCCCAUGGUGGCUUGCCAGUCGAUCGCGUCUGUGUGCUCUGGCCAAUAUAUUUCUCGACUCAAGCGUUAUGGAGAGAUCAUCUGGGUUGGAUUUGGGCUAUGGACUCUGGGCACCGGCUUGACGCUUCUCUUCGGCCCUCAUACCCACCCAGCCGUCAUCGCAGUAUGUGUCGCCAUCACCGGCACAGGAAUCGGUUUUACAUUCCAACCCACUCUCGUUGCACUGCAGGCACACUGCACCAAAUCCCAGAGAGCCAUAUCCAUAUCCAAUCGAAACUUCUUCCGUUGCAUGGGUGGUGCUUGCGGUCUCGCUAUUUCAGCCGCCAUCUUGCAGGCAACCCUGCGCUCGAACCUCCCAACUGAAUUCGCCUACCUGACAAAAUCAUCCUACACACUCCCCUCACGGUCAACUCUCACCGAUUCCCAGUGGUCGGAGAUCCUCUCCGCCUACUCCAAGGCCUCGCACUCUGUCUUCAUUCUACAAGUUCCGCUCAUCGGUGUUUGUUUCCUCGCUUGCUGCUUUGUUCGCGACCGAGGCCUCGAGCGACCGAAAGAGCCCGAGGAGAUCGAGGAGGAGAAGCGAAAGGCAGAGGCUGAGAGGGACGCGGAGGCGGCUCUUCCCGAGUCACAGCCUGAAGAGACGGAGACUCCCCAGUCUGCCGACGCAAUUGAGAAGCGGCAUUCUACGUCCACACUCGCGGGGUCUUCUAUGCCCCCCUCGCGUGCUGAACCGCGAUUGGCGAACGUGGAAGAGAAGAAAAGCACCGAACACAAAAUAGACGACUGA